Cynocephalus volans (Philippine flying lemur) is the source of this 935-nucleotide messenger RNA. It is a transcript of the gene TRARG1, whose product is annotated as trafficking regulator of GLUT4 (SLC2A4) 1. The transcript has 5 exons. The record is from RefSeq and is a predicted model, not a curated record. Gene Ontology annotation, cellular component: membrane. Lineage: Eukaryota; Metazoa; Chordata; Mammalia; Dermoptera; Cynocephalidae. The coding region runs from base 1 to 780 and encodes 259 amino acids.
AUGGGGCCCAGUGGCCCAGGGUGGCAGGAAAGCCUGGACUACAACCAAACAGCCUGUGAGCCGGGCCCUGCGCUAGGGAGCCGGGCACACCUGCCCCCUUCAGGAGCUCACGGCCAAGCGGGGAAUACCCAGCUGGCCCUCAGUCCCCUGGGCAGUGCUCCUUCCUGGAGGCCCCUGUCUGGGCUGGGGAGUGGGGUGCUGAGGUCCCUGUGGAGCCCCUUGUCCUGGCCGAAGGCCCAGGCCAACAGGGCCAACCUCAUGCAGCCUCAGUUUCCUCCAGCGCAGGAGCCGAGCUCCACCUCCCACCUGGACCUGCCGGAGAUGGAGAAGCUCCUCACCAAGGUAAAAGACAAGGAUGACAAGACCCUGAAUCUGUCCAAGUCCCUCUCGGGGGCUCUGGAUCUGGAGCAGAAUGGCCACAGCCUGCCCUUCAAGGUGAUCUCCGAGGGGCGCCGGGAGGCCCCACUCCCCCGGUCCCCCUCCAGGGCCAGCUCGAGGCGGGCAUCCUCCACUGCCACCACCUCCUUCGCCCAGGACCAAGAAGUUCCCAAAGAUUACCUCAUCCUCGCCAUCGCCACUUGCUUCUGCCCCGUCUGGCCCCUCAACCUCAUCCCCCUCAUCUUCUCUAUCAUGUCCCGGAGCAGCGUGCAACAGGGGGACCUGGAUGGGGCCCGGAGGCUGGGCCGCCUGGCCCGGCUGCUCAGCAUCACCUUCAUCGUCAUGGGGACGGUCAUCAUCAUCGUGGCUGUGACUGUCAACUUCACAGUUCAGAAGAAAUAAAACUAACCAGGGAGCUGUGCUAGCAGAGGCAGGCCCUGGCCAGCUGGACCCCUCUGAACCCACACAUCCCACACACCACGGGGGGACAGGGUGGUGACUGCCAAGUGCCCACCUGUCCCUAAGUCCAAAAGCACAAACUCAGAGGGAAACCCUUA